AUGACGGAAGAAAAGGGACCAAGAAAAACGAAUUUUACUCAGAGAGAAAUCGAAAGGUUGGUGAACCUGGUGGCAGCAAAUUUUAAAACCAUCAGCAAUAAAUUUGGCGAUGCCAUAACACACAAAGCCAAAACCGACACGUGGAUGGGAAUUGCAGACAAAGUUAUUGCAAUAUCACCGUGCCACCGCUCCCUCCGUGGGGUGCAAAAAAAGUGGGCAGACUUGAAACUGCAGGCAAAGAAAAAGGCGGCCAAGCUACGAAAAAGGUUUCAAGCUACUGGGAACUUGUCCUCCGACAAUGGUGACGACGACGAUGACGAUGAUGUAACUCAUUUAACUGAAAUAGAGGAACGGAUAGUCGGGCUUCUUGGCAUCGAUACUGUCAUUCCGAAGAGAGUAAAAACGCCAUCAGCAUCCACCACAUCGAUUUGUCAGGAUCCCUAUGAUUCGCCGCCGAUAAGGAGCCCGAGCCCACCGUUGCGACCAGCUGGCAGUCCUACGUUACCGAGUCCAUGGGGAGGUUGUAAUCUAUAA
This is a messenger RNA of Lineus longissimus, 534 nucleotides long. RefSeq names its product nuclear apoptosis-inducing factor 1-like. The transcript is spliced from 2 exons. NCBI's taxonomy places the organism in Eukaryota, Metazoa, Nemertea, Pilidiophora, Heteronemertea, Lineidae. Gene Ontology annotation, cellular component: nucleus. Bases 1 to 534 code for a protein of 177 amino acids. The record is from RefSeq and is a predicted model, not a curated record.